Molecule: messenger RNA, 538 nt
Organism: Aphanomyces invadans
Lineage: Eukaryota; Oomycota; Saprolegniomycetes; Saprolegniales; Verrucalvaceae
Exons: 1
Coding region: 29-511 (160 amino acids)
Biological process (GO): protein sumoylation
Cellular component (GO): nucleus
Molecular function (GO): SUMO conjugating enzyme activity
Source: RefSeq, a predicted model, not a curated record
AUUCCCACUGAAAAAUCGACAAACCAAGAUGGGAGACUCUAUGGCCGCCCAGCGAUUGCGACAGGAGCGUAAGAACUGGCGCCGCGACCAUCCUGCUGGAUUCUGGGCACGACCAAUUGCUGCCGAGGACGGCAGUUUGAAUAUCAUGAUAUGGAGUGCAGGUAUUCCUGGCAAGGUUGGUACGAUCUGGGAAGGCGGUACCUACAAGAUGUCUCUGACGUUCUCGGAAGACUACCCAAGCAAACCGCCCCUUUGCAAGUUUGUCCCGCCGCUGUACCACCCCAACGUGUAUCCUUCGGGUACGGUGUGCUUGAGCAUUUUGAACGAAGACAAAGACUGGAAGCCGAGUGUCACAAUCAAGCAAAUCCUCAAAGGCGUGCAAGAUUUGCUGGAUUCCCCCAAUAUGGCGGACCCAGCGCAACGCGAGCCGUUCCAAGACCUCAAGAACGACCCUGAAGAAUACAAACGCAAGGUCAAGGCAAUAGCUCUGCGGAAUCGCGAUAACCAGUAAACCAGUUUCCACCUUUGACGAUUCCUC